GCUGUUAUUCCGUGUUCAGACAAGGAAGGAGCAACAUGCAGAGCAAAGAAAGAGAUAAACCAAAAGUACUAGACAUUGAGUACUACUUCGAUCUUAAUAUAAGAGUAAUGUCAUUGAUUGGUUUGAGGUGCGAUGGGCCAAAAAUCACGGGCUUCGUUCAUAGAAUACCUACAUACACCUCGAAUACAAUCGCAAUACUAAUUUUGAUAUUCGAAAUUUGUUUGAUGUCAGAUCCGGUAUGUUCAAGUAAUAUGGAACUUACGAUACAAACCGCUAGUCAAACUGUUUCCAAUAUUCAAUGUGUUAGUAAGGGCUUUCUAUUUGUUAAUGCAAUUGAAAAGUUGCAAGUCGUAUACAACGAAUUACAAGUAUUAUCCCAAAAGUAUCCUCUAGAAGAUGAAAUACAAGUUUUAGUAUUUGAUAUAGCCGAAAAAACGAUGAAUUUUUGCAAAUAUUAUGCGAUUGCUAUCUGCAGUUGUAUUUUAUUCUACUAUACACCGAUAGUUGUAAACGUCAUAGUGUAUAUUUUACAAGAUCCAUCGACCAACCAUACGUUUGACUUCACGCAGACAUUAUUUUAUUUAAAAUAUCCUUUUACGAUUAAAACCUUUCCGAUUUAUUCAACAAUAGUAUCUAUCGAAGCAGUGAAUCUUAUAGCACAAGGUAUUUUCUGGUUUCUCGGUGACACUCUCUUCGCCCAAGUGACAACUCAUAUUUGCAUACAGUUUAAGAUAUUAAAGCACGACAUUCAGAAAACAUUUAAUGACGAAGGUUCAAAAAGUAAAGAAAUUUUAAUCGGGUUGAUAAAAAGACAUCGGCAACUUAUAAGCAUGUGUAUGCUGACAGAAGACAUUUUUAGUCCUGUGAUCUUUUCUGUCAUGAUUUUAUCAUCUACAAAUCUAUGUGUUAACAUUAUUGGCGCUAGCACGGCUAUUAAUGAUGGGGAUUAUAUGAAUGCAGGAGUCUAUGCAACCAUACUGUUAAUAACCGUUUUUCAGAUCUUCUUUUACUGUAUUUUCGCAGAAAAAACGACAGAAGAGACGAGAUCUUUAGCUGAUACAGUCUAUCACUUGAACUGGGCAAUGAAGGACCACCAUAUUCGACUUCACAUAUUGCUUAUAAUUAUGCGGGCUCAAAAACCAUUUUACUGCACGGCGUACGGAUUUUUUCCGAUUGGACAUCAAAAACUUACUUCGAUUUUAAGUACAGCGUACUCAUAUUAUAUGAUGUUGCGGACGACAGCUAAUGUAUAGUAGGUCAAGUUGCAUUGUCUGGUGUCAGAUGGUUUGAUAAAUUGUUUAUCCAUGCUAUCAACAAUUUUUUUAAUGAUGAAAAUAAAGAAACCAAUUAUUUAA
Messenger RNA from Nasonia vitripennis (jewel wasp), 1355 nucleotides. RefSeq names its product odorant receptor 275 (gene Or275). Bases 36 to 1253 code for a protein of 405 amino acids. Lineage: Eukaryota; Metazoa; Arthropoda; Insecta; Hymenoptera; Pteromalidae. The record is from RefSeq and is marked reviewed. The transcript has 9 exons. Gene Ontology annotation, biological process: detection of chemical stimulus involved in sensory perception of smell; sensory perception of smell. Gene Ontology annotation, molecular function: olfactory receptor activity; odorant binding. Gene Ontology annotation, cellular component: plasma membrane.